UUUAGCCAGUCAUGGACCUAAAUGCGUGAUGAAGCUGAGUUUGAGCUCUAGAGGAAACCUGCGCUUGAUGAUGUGGUGGAGCUCCGUCUUGCAUAAAAAUGAGUUGGCGAAAACUAGGCCAAGUUUGAACAACAGGGAGAAGCCGUUCCUGAAGGAGUUGAAGAUAAGAAGCUGCAGUCACAUUAUUGAAGAAGAACACCGGCCCAACAACUCCUUUACGACCUAUUGCCGCCCAAACACUCACCUAAUGACAAUAAUCAAAAAGAAAAAACAAACAGCUAACUCUUGGGGAGUGGAGAGGUUCCUCGCGAAACCAAUGCGGGUUCACAUCAUUCCAAUAGCGAAAAUUUUGAUGGUUUACGUGCCCGUGGAGAUGGAAAUGUGA
Meloidogyne enterolobii is the source of this 385-nucleotide messenger RNA. The record is from the annotation of a GenBank genome assembly. Lineage: Eukaryota; Metazoa; Nematoda; Chromadorea; Rhabditida; Meloidogynidae.